This is a messenger RNA of Lactuca saligna, 1487 nucleotides long. The record is from the annotation of a GenBank genome assembly. Lineage: Eukaryota; Viridiplantae; Streptophyta; Magnoliopsida; Asterales; Asteraceae.
AUGGGCUCGAAGCUUUUAAACAUCGAUGAGGAAUAUGUUGAAGGCAGCAAGGGGCGUACGAAAUCGUCGGCCACCACCAUAUUCAAAUUCCAAUAUGGUUCUCAAUCUGGUUUCUCCGCCAUCACCAUCAGAUGUAAACUACGAUAUGGUUCCCUCUUCUCCCUUCCUCUGGUUCCAAAUUCUCCCUUCCCUUCAUUUCAUCGAAGCCACCACCAUGAUUUUCUGGAAAUAGGUUGUCUUGUUGUCCACCACUUCAAGGAACCCGAACCUUCCACAAAUCAUCACAUUUUUUUGCUAAAAAACAUGGGUCGCUCAAGUCGUACACUCUAUGUGGGUAAUCUUCCUGGUGAUAUUCGUGAAAGAGAAAUCGAAGAUUUGUUUUACAAGUAUGGACCCAUUGUUGAAAUCGACCUGAAAAUUCCUCCUAGACCCCCUGUUUUUGCCUUUGUAGAGUUUGAAGAUCCUCGUGAUGCUGAAGAUGCGAUCCGUGGACGUGAUGGCUAUAAGUUUGAUGGUCAACGCUUACGAGUUGAACUUGCACAUGGUGGGAGAUCUUCAUCCUCCAUAGAUCGCCACAGCAGUGGAGGUGGUAGCCAUGGUGGACUAUCAAGGCGCACCGCCUAUCGUGUUUAUGUGACCGGAUUACCAUCUUCUGCUUCAUGGCAAGAUCUGAAGGAUCACAUGCGUAAAGCUGGUGAUGUUUGUUUCUCUCAAGUUUUCCGUGAUCGUGAUGGCAUGAGGGGGAUUGUGGACUAUACAAACUAUGAUGAUAUGAAAUAUGCGGUAAGGAAGCUUGAUGACUCACUUUUCCGGAACCACUUCUCCAAGGCCUACAUACGGGUGGAGGAGUAUGAUAGAAGACACAAUGAGUCUAGGAGCCGAAGCCCAACUCCAUAUUCUUCAAGAAGCAGAAGUCCAAGUCGCAGCUACACCUCUGACAGCAGAAGCAGAAGUUAUUCUCCUAAGGAGAAAUACUCCCGCAGGUCUCGAUCUAAAUCUGCUUCAAGAUGUGGAUUCCACGGCGUUCUUGUGGAUUCUUGAUGGAAUUUUGGGCGCAAACUUCGCUUUUAUCCACUAAACUUGAUAAGAAAAAGAUCUCCAUCAAGAUCGCCUACACCACCAUCAUCUACUCAUCGCCAUGGUGGAGAUAGGAGCCCAAGUCGAAGCAUAUCUGGUUCUCGUUCACCAUCGGUGAGAUCUGAUUAGAAGUCAAAGGUGCAGGAGAAGAUGCUUGAAGAUGAAAUGAUGACGUGGCGUUAUUUUGUGUGUUUACUUGCAAAAUUAAAAGAUGUAAACAUAUUUAAACUUUAAGAGCCAAAUGUGGUUUACUUUGUGUGACGUGUGUUGUAUCAUGACAAUCUACUAUGACUAAAAGAGCAUCUUGUGUAUUAACGUCUACCAAAAAAAGUCCUAAAACAACCAUCAUGAAACUUGAUAAGGCAAUCAAGAUCCGAUUUAAUCGGAGUUGAAUGGGAAUAAUAUAAAAU